Sphaerulina musiva SO2202 is the source of this 2204-nucleotide messenger RNA. RefSeq names its product glucose oxidase. Bases 381 to 2147 code for a protein of 588 amino acids. NCBI's taxonomy places the organism in Eukaryota, Fungi, Ascomycota, Dothideomycetes, Mycosphaerellales, Mycosphaerellaceae. Gene Ontology annotation, molecular function: oxidoreductase activity, acting on CH-OH group of donors; flavin adenine dinucleotide binding. The record is from RefSeq and is a predicted model, not a curated record. The transcript has 2 exons.
GAUUAGUCUCCAGGGGGCCAGGUUCGUCCUCUACGGUAUACCAUGCCUACGACCAGGAACACGGUCAAGGAUGCGUUCGUGGAGGCCUCAUCCAGCACCACGGAGCACGGAACACACGUAUGAUUUGUCGCCAACCAUAAUAAUAAUCAAAAUCAUAGUACUCACGUACUAAGUACUAAGUUGUGGUAGCGCACUGCAGCGAUGUGGUCUGCUGUUGACCUGGUAAAGGCUGGUAUAUGGAUGGGGCGGAGUAGAUAUACACACCUGUUGCACUCCUCCUCUUCCUCCCUCCUCUCCCUUCUGGUUGUCUGCUUUUGGUCGACUUUGCGGUCGGCAUCUUCGUACACUCUCGUUAAUAUCGCUGUCCGCUUUCGGCAAAGAUGCCUUCCACUCGCUCACUAACCUUCGUCUUCGUUGCCAUUUCAGCCGUCUUUGCGCAGCAACAAACGGAAUACGAUUACAUUGUUUGUGGAGGUGGCACCGCUGGACUGGCAAUAGCCAACAGAUUGUCCGCAGCGCAAAAUACCGUUCUCGUUGUGGAGGCAGGAAUCAACGGCACUACUCAGACCUGGCCAUACCGGAGCACGCCUCAGGAAGAUGUCAAUGGCAGAAUAUUAGAUUUGCCAGCCGGCAAGGCGGUCGGCGGCACCACCCAGAUCAAUGGAAUGGUGUACUCCCGUCCCGACUCCGAGUCCAUCGAUGAUUGGGGAGACGUGAACAACGCGGAUUGGUCCUGGGACACCCUCCUCCCCUUCUACAAGUCUUCUGAGGCCCUGCGCUUUCCUGCCAAGGACCUUGCGAGGGCAGGCUAUACGCCCGACCCCGAAUACCACGGCACCAACGGUCCGCUCAACAUCUCGUACCCCGCAGAAGGAACUCCAGCAUAUUUCGAUAUUCUCAAGAAAUCUGCCGCUGUCUAUAACAUUGGUGCCAAAAAAGACUUCAAUGGUGGCAAAGCCGAGGGACUGUCCACGUAUCCAGCGGCCUUCACCAUCGCCAACCGACGUGAGCAGACUCGUGAAUCUGCGCGUGAGGCCUACUAUCUUCCGAUUGUCGGCCGCGCGGAGCUCGAGCUGAUCGAUGAGAGCGAGUGUCUGCGGGUCAUCUUUGAUGAUCCGGCCGACCUGCACGCCCCCUACAAUGCCACAGGCGUCGAAAUCACGAACGCCAACGCCACCACGACGAUAAAGGCCAGGAAAGAGGUGAUUUUGUCUGCGGGAGUCUAUCGCUCGCCUGGUAUUCUGGAGUACUCUGGCAUUGGAAACAAAGACAUCCUCGCCAAGUACAACAUCGAGAGCAAGAUUGAUCUGCCCGGAGUGGGCGAGAAUCUGCAAGAUCAGAUGCAAGGGAACAUUUUUUACCUCCGCGUGAACAACACCAACAUCACCUUCCCGGAUCCGAGCCAAGGAAUCACGACCAAUUACCUGAUUCACGCCACGUACGAGCAGAUUUUUGGCGCCGACGCAGCCGACUACCAGAAUCGUACCAGUCGCUCGCUGAACGAGUCCGCCAGCCUGAUCUCGCAGAGAAUCAAUGGCGCUCUCUCUCCCGAACAGAUCAUGAACUCUCUGCAGGUGCAAUACGACAUUGUCUUUGACACGCAAGUUCCCGCCGUCGAGAUCUUCUCCGGCCAGUCGCUCAACACCACGCACCUUAAUCUCGAAUUCUGGCCUCUGAUUCCAUUCAGUCGAGGGAAUGUGCAUAUUUCCGGGGGGAACGCGGACCGUGCGUCCGACGAGCCCACGAUCAACGUGAAUUGGGGACUGCUGGAUUCCGACUGGGAAAUGUUCAUUGCCUCGGCGCGUUUCGUGAGGAACUUGUUUAAGACUCCCGCGCUCGCCGCCGAAGUCACGACGGAGACGCAACCCACCUUCGACACGGUCCCCAUGGAUGCGAGUGACGCUGAAUGGAAGACCUACUGGCAAGACAACUUCCGUGCUGGCUGGCAUGGCGUUGGCACUUCGGCCAUGUUGCCUCGGGAAUGGGGUGGUGUGGUAGACGGUGAUUUGAAGGUGUACGACACGACGAAUGUGAGGGUGGUCGACGCUUCGGUCAUUCCUUUCCUGAUGGGAGGACACCCGACGUCGACGGUGUACGCUUUGGCGGAACGAGCGGCGUCUCUCAUUAUUGAUGGUAAGAAGGGAUAGACGGUAAUGUUUCUGUCUUAGCAGCCUCGAACAAGGGCAAUAUUGUAGUUUCUGUAA